Molecule: messenger RNA, 486 nt
Organism: Mesorhabditis spiculigera
Lineage: Eukaryota; Metazoa; Nematoda; Chromadorea; Rhabditida; Rhabditidae
Source: the annotation of a GenBank genome assembly
AUGUUACAGUACCCCUUUUUCCUGAUCGUCCGCCACCUAGUGAUCAUCAACAAUAUACACCUAAUAGCCCAGGCGACCCUGGUGCUCCCAUUGAUGGUGAUCGUCUACACCGAGGAGACGAACGGGAUCUUUUAUCUCUGGAGUACAAUUGGGACGCAAGUCACAAAGUUCACCGAAGAAGCCGUCGUCUAUUUCACCCUAUUAAUGGCCAUGAAUCGGCUGUCGAUAUUUGUCCUGCCACGAUUUGUCGUGUAUUUUGAGGGCACUAAACUACGCAUUACAAUCUGGACGACUUGGGGCUUUGUUCUGCUCCACGUUGGCGUCCGGUUUCUGGUUUCGAUGAUCAUCCUCGGGUUGCCGGAAUAUAAUGAUACGCUAACACGAUUCCGGGAGCUACUAUCGACGGUCAAUCUUCAACUUGUUGGCCUUCAUCAUUCCUUGUUUCGUCUUUUUGAUCUAUUGCCAGCUCGCCUGGGUGCUACACUC